This is a messenger RNA of Anisakis simplex (herring worm), 258 nucleotides long. The record is from the annotation of a GenBank genome assembly. Lineage: Eukaryota; Metazoa; Nematoda; Chromadorea; Rhabditida; Anisakidae.
AUGAACGCAAGUUUGGUUCGAGUAACUGUUUUACUUGUGCUGUUGCUUAUUGGUGAAACGCUUAUAGCUGAGGCGUUCAUUGUUCCGAAGGCGGAUUUGUUAAAUGCACGUGUCAAACGGCAGUGGGGUGGCUGGGGCGGCUAUGGAGGUUGGGGUUGUGGUUAUUGGUAUGGUGGAUACGGUGGUUAUUGUGGAUGGGGAGGUUACGGAGGUUAUGGAGGUUAUGGAGGUUAUUAUGGAGGUGGCUGGGGACGAUAG